Messenger RNA from Helicoverpa armigera (cotton bollworm), 595 nucleotides. RefSeq lists its product as uncharacterized. The transcript has 2 exons. NCBI's taxonomy places the organism in Eukaryota, Metazoa, Arthropoda, Insecta, Lepidoptera, Noctuidae. The coding region runs from base 88 to 564 and encodes 158 amino acids. The record is from RefSeq and is a predicted model, not a curated record.
CGUACCUAUGUAACGCAUUUUAAUCAAAAACUGUUUUAUGUUUCUUAUUCUAUUGAGGUAUUUGAUUUUUUCAAUAUCCUUACCAUCAUGAUUGUGAUUCUGCUUGUAAGUUUGCUUACGGUGGUGAGCUGUCUAGAGCCAGCAGCAAAUAAUAACAUAACCGACAAAAUAAAAACUAUCAUCGGCAAGUAUAUCAGCAACAUACCAGACAUUAACUCACGCUACGUCAUCAACGACGAGUUAUCAAAGGUGAUCAACCACUAUUUCAAGGGAAAGGUCAACCCUUUACCCCUAUACAAGAUUAGCUUGACGUUAGACAGAAACCCGGUGAAAAUUCCAUGGACUAUAGACAACGUUCAGGGACAAGAAGGUGAAAAUGAAGUUUAUAAAGAGGUGUCCGAUAAGGCAGGUAAAAAAGAAAAAAAAAGACAUUACAAAGUGUUGAAAUCAGUUGGCAGCAAGGACCUGCCGAAAUCCAAGAAGACAUUAGAUACGUCAACAGAAUCCCCGUCGCCGUUAGCAAGUUCACCCCCCACCACGUCACCCCCGGCGGAGGUACAAUAAAACACCACAUAUUGUCUGGUUCUUUUAUUUC